Messenger RNA from Melampsora larici-populina 98AG31, 1449 nucleotides. RefSeq lists its product as uncharacterized. NCBI's taxonomy places the organism in Eukaryota, Fungi, Basidiomycota, Pucciniomycetes, Pucciniales, Melampsoraceae. The coding region runs from base 1 to 1449 and encodes 482 amino acids. The record is from RefSeq and is a predicted model, not a curated record. The transcript is spliced from 4 exons.
AUGAGCUCAGGAGAAGCAGACGCCCCAGCAGGCGCCCCAGCAGGACCUGCACCCAGGGAUCCACUGAUGGAUUGUCUUCAUGGCCAUCAAACAGAAGAUGAAGGCUUGACUUUUGAGCAAACAGCUGCAGCCAAGUAUCAGAGGAUGCAGGAUGGGCAGAAGAAGGCUGCUGACAGACAGCAAAAGGCUGAAGAAUCACGCUUAAGAAAAUCACCCAAAACUGCAGCUCCGCCAGGCCUCACUGCAGCUAUUCAUGAGUGGGCCAGGGCACUACUGGGCCUCCCCCGCCAGUCCACUUCCCCCUCCUCCUCUCAAGUUGAUGUCAGUCAAAUCACCAAGCACCACCUGCCAGCACCAGCCAAAAUUACUGAAGUGGAAGCCUGGAAUUCUCACAACAAGAAUUGUGAGGACUUUAUAGAGUACGAAAUUAAACAAAAGAUGGCUCAGAAGCUUGCCACCAACCCUAAAGCAUCCAAUACUUACAAAGCAGAGCUCAAGAAAAUAGUCACCAAGGAGGUAGUUGCGGAAUGGGCCAACAGGGCCCCUAAAAAAGGAUUCAUGUCCAGGGUUGCUCUUGCCACUACUUCUGUGCAGAGUUAUGAACCAAGUAGAUUAGCUCUAGCAGAAGCUUCUCUGGCCGCUGCCGGAUUCCCACGUUUGACGCUCCAAUGGAAUAAUACUAUCAACACUCCUUGGAACUCGGCUGUACUCAACUGUCUUCUGGCGGCUUGGCUGGAGUGUUAUAAUGCCAGAGGAGUCCCUGCCUACUAUGAUAUCCCACAGUCUGACGAAACCCCCAAGCUGGCCAAAGAAAUCCUCACCAAGUGGCUAAGUGGCAAGCGCGCCAAAUAUAGUCAGGAGGAAAAAGACAAGGCACUCAUAGCAACCCCGGGCGGAGCUGAAAAAUAUGCUAAGAAGGUGGUUGAAUCUAAGGACAGGAAAGCUAUGAAGGCCUUAAGGACAAAAGUUGCUCAAUCACGCUUACAAGCCAUUUCGAAACACAUCAAAGGCUUCACAGACACCCAUCAACUACUCCUAGUAAUGGACGAAGUGCAUUCAGACACUGAGACGGUCCCUGCAACCCCAGCAAAGCCGGCACAUCGACGUCAAAUCAAGCUAGCUUGGAGAAAGCCAGAGCUGGAUCAAUUGAUUCACCUUGCUGACGAAAUGGCCAGAAAGAACCCAGACUCAACAAAGGCCCAGAAGACCAAUGCGGCCAAGUUUCAGGCAGCCAGGGCUGAAUACUCACCUGCUGCUAUCAAUCCGGAAGACCAACUCCCACCACAGCGAUUUCCCAAGUGCUUAAUUAGAGAAGAAUUUCUGAAUCAACUUGGGGAGCUGGAAGUUGAGGGCCUGGAGUUGUCUGAGAAGCACAUUGAGCUCCAAACCCUCAAUGAGCAUUUGAUGAGAAAGGUUGGAAACAAGUACGCAAUGGCAGUUGCCUCAUAG